Pocillopora meandrina is the source of this 2800-nucleotide messenger RNA. The record is from the annotation of a GenBank genome assembly. Lineage: Eukaryota; Metazoa; Cnidaria; Anthozoa; Scleractinia; Pocilloporidae.
AUGUGCAUUCUGCUGGAAAGACUUGUCAGUUCUGCUUCAAAUUCCCCACCCCCUGGGCAGGAACGUCAUUCAGAUACCUGUGGGUUCCCCGGGGUAAAUGUAGAAGUUUCGAAUUGAUUGGGGCUUCACAGUCGAAAUAAAGAGUUACUUUUCACUUCGUGUAUACCAUACGAUACGCGAUACAAAACCGGAAGUUUCGAAAAUUACUAAAAUAACAUUGUAAUUGGUUGAAAUAAUAGCUGAUAGCACAGGUGGCAUUAUGAGUUCAUAAUAAAGAGAUGUAACUUUAUAUUCGGAAUUCACUAAACAAACUGCAAUCAUAUUCGCAAUGUUCCAGGCGAGGCUGACUUUGCAGAAUAUUUUGUUCCUUUACAUAGUGUUUCCUUUUAAACAAUCUUUAUUCUCCACAAGUUUUCAACGUGAUUCUAAGUUUCGUGUCGCUUCUUUUAUCGACCAUGUUUUUCACGUUCUUGAUAUAGUGGAGCUUGAAUCCAGCCUUGUCAGAGAUCGAUUAGAUUGUGUGCUUCAAUGUUUAGAGGAUCAGCGAUGUUUCUCAACAAACCUUGCUGCUAAACCUGAUAUCACUGGUAACUAUGUUUGUGAGCUGCUUCCCACAGACAGGUAUAACGCUUCUGACAGCUUUAAACCAAGUCCACAUUUCCAUCACUACAGUGUUAAGGUAUGGUUUGCUUAACAGCUGCAUUUUACUUAAGCAGUCUUAAAAUCGUUUUGGUUGAUCUCUAAAGUAAGACUACACCUUUUUCGUGACUUUAAUUUCCUUGGCCAAAACAAACUUAUUUUCACUUUGGAUAUUACAUCUCUUUGCACUGCUAUUCCCAAUGACGAAGGUCUCCGGGCCCUUAAACAUUUUUUUUUUUGAUCAACGCACUGUCAAGGAAUAAAGGGGUAAGUUUCUAAAGAAACUGUGGUGCUGCAUCGGUGGGAGAGCAUAGCAGGUAAUUUAGUGUUAACAACUGGGUUGAAAACGUAAAUUAGCCACCGUAAAGGGUAAAAAAGCUGACGUUUCGAGCGUUAGCCCUUCGUCAGAGCGAUAUCGCUCUGACGAAGGGUUAACGCUCGAAACGUCAGCUUUUUUACCCUUUACGGUGGCUAAUUUACGUUUUCAACCCAGUUGUUAACACUAAAUUACCUGCACUGUCAAGGAACCUAGCUCUGAAACACUUCUCCGUCUAGCCGAACAAAUACUUACACUCAAUUGCAUUUCAUUCGGUGGCAAAUACUACAAACAAACUAAUGGCGUAGCAAUGGGUACUAAAAUGGGACCCAGCUCCGCAAGUCUUUUCGUAGGUUUUAUCGAACACCAAUUUUUUAGUCAAUGCCACGGCCCAAACCUGAACUCUACGGUCGCUACAUUGACGACUGCAUCGGUGCUACCUCCUCUGCCAGAGAGGAGCUCACUCAAUUUAUAACCUCCGUAUAUUCCUUUAACCCGGCUCUGAAAUAUACCUGGGAAUUUCUGACGCUUCUUUGGCUUUUCUAGACAUCAAAAUUUCAAUUGGUGGUAACGGUUUAUGCACUAGUGUUUACUACAAACCUACAGAUUCACAUAGUUACUUAUUGUAUUCAUCUUCGCAUCCAUCACACGUCAAGAAUUCCAUACCUUUUUCACAGUUUUUCAGCCUUCAUCGUUUAUGUAGUGACGACUCUGAUUUUUCGAAAAAAUCAGUUUUUCGAUAAACGUUGCUAUCCUGUUUCUGUCGUUCAAGCGGGCCACUACCGCGUCCAACAAAUUGAUUGACAUACGGGCAGCACUACAAACGGCUGAGAAGGAAAAUACUGAUCGCAUUCCAUUUACUCUUACAUUUCACCCUCACCACCACGCAAUUAAAUCUAUAAUUCCUAGAAAAUGUUAAUUACUUCAAAACUAUUCAGAGAUUGGUACUAUCUUUUUGCAACCUCCACCAAUUUCAUUCAAAUGUGACAAAAACAUAGGCAACUUUUUGGUCAGGGGUUCGUUUUAAACUGCUAUAAUCAACCCGGAACUUUCAAAGGCGCUCGCUCAUUGGAUGCAAAACUUGUCCUUUCAUGCAUAACGCAGAGAAAAUCGGGACCCUUAGAAAUCCAUUAAAAUCACUAAUCAGUUUAUGUACACCUCCGCCAAUGUCAUUUACUGCAUAACUUGCACUUAUUGCGAAAAGUAAAACAUUGGUGACAGGAAGACGACUAGGUGACCGAUUCUGAGAACACCUUCGCGACGUAGAAAGAAAUGACAAGGACGCAUCCAAACCAUUCGCUAUACACUAUAAUCUCCCUUAUCAUUCUAAGCAGAAUAUGGUAGUUUGCGGCCUUUCCCUACAUCUCGGCAGUUCGGAAAGCCGCAAAGCUUUAAAACAAAAAUUAAUCCCUCAAAUUAGCACUCUUAAUCCUCACGGUAUCAACGGGCGCUUUUCAUUCAAUUUAUUUAUUCUUGUUUCACUUCUCGUCACUACAUUCCACCAAUAGCGUAGCUCCAUUUUCUGCAAAUAAUCACAUUAACAACCCACAAUUGUUCCAUUCGCUCUGACGAAGGGGUAACGCUCGAAAAGUCAGCUUUUAAACUCUUUACGGUAGCUAAUUCACGUUAUCAACUCAUGCGGUUGAUAAUAAUAAAUUACCCUAUAUAAGAUGACACCAGUCAGGUUACAGAGGCAAGCCACAUCACUUCCGCGAUUUAAUCGGAAUUUAACAUAGUACUAUUUAUUUUUUAUUUCUUACGCAAUAUCUCCAGUUGAUUGACCGAGCUAUGCAGAAGGCUCUCGACACCGACAGAGCAGGGACUGAAACAAAACUGUUUGUCUAG